This is a messenger RNA of Plasmopara halstedii, 2127 nucleotides long. Its product is annotated as U5 snRNP-specific protein-like factor and related proteins. Gene Ontology annotation, molecular function: protein binding. NCBI's taxonomy places the organism in Eukaryota, Oomycota, Peronosporomycetes, Peronosporales, Peronosporaceae. Bases 1 to 2127 code for a protein of 708 amino acids. The transcript has 3 exons. The record is from RefSeq and is a predicted model, not a curated record.
AUGCGCGCGAAGUCCAAGUCGCGCGCCCGCACUCAGCCCUCCAAGACGCCAGGUCAGGAGUUUUUUGCGCUAGGUAGCAAUCGUUCUACUGGUGCUUCUACGCUUAACACCAAUAAAGCUAGCUUCUACCGCCGUCCUGAAUCCGGUAAGGUUUCGCCCUCUGCAGUAGCUGCAGCCAGAGCGAGGUCACGUUCGUCCGGUAUGCGAAGUAGCCGAUGGGACAAUUCAUCACACCCAGGCACUACAAGCUGUCGCAAUACAUCGCCCUUUGCAACCCGAAUGAGGACGAAGUCCGCUAUGAGAGAGCUACAGGAUACGAGUGCAGCCAUUCAUCACAGAGAGCAUGAUGCUUCCGUCAGACGCAGUGAGAGUAGCAAAAGUAGCAGCGGGAACAAGCGGGAGCGCUCAAAGUCAAAAACACGCGAGCGGAAUAGAAAACGACGAGGACGUGAGCGAUCUUCGACUCGUGACCGGCACUCUCGGCGAUCGAGAACAGCCGACAUAAGUGAUGACGAGAACAAAGUUCCUAAGAAAAUGUUGCGUAGUAGCCGACAUUGGAGUAGAGGCGGCAGUGAUCUUCAGGAGAUUGAGAAUGCCAUUGGAGAUACUGAACGAGAAUUAAAGCCGAUGAUGAAACAAUUGGAGGAGCUAAAGGAUCAAUUGAAAAAGCUGCAAAAGCGCGUUGAGACUAAGGAAAUUGAGAUAUAUGAUCUUCAGGUUGAUCUAGACGCGCUCAGAAAACGUCGAGAGCGACGGUUGCCUUCACAUCAUAGCGCCAGUAGCUGCAAUGAAGAACCUUUUAAAAGAUCUAGAAGCAAAAGCGAGCGACGUAACAGCCGGCGGUCCAAGAGCCAUGUGUCGAAACGUCCAUGUAUUGUGGAUGAAGAUGAUGAAAGUAGCGAUGAUGACUGUGUAAUUGUGGAUAAGAACGAAGUGAAGGAAGAAGCGAAACCGAAUGCAAUGGCAAUAUCGAGCACUGUCGUACCCAUUGAAGACUCGAUGCCCGACCAUUUUUGGGGUCGCUCGACAGAACCAAAGCUGCUGGCAAAUUACCGUUUUCGUGCGAUUCCAGACGGUAGUGUACGUAAAGGCCGUCAUCUUGCUUUCAACCCAAUUCAGCCUCAAAUCUUUGCCACCAGUCCUGAUGAAGGUGGUCUGAUCUUGUGGAGCUACCAACGUCAGGAUCAAGACAUUUCAAAGGUGGUGACUCUCACGCCACCUUCGUUUCGCCGAGAUAAUCCGUGUGCCGAGUCUAUCGCGUGGAGCCCGGAUGGAAAUCGUAUGGCCAUGGCGUUUCGAGAUCCUGUUGAGGAAAAAGGAGAAUUUUGCGUUGUGCAGCUCCAUCAGCUUAAGCUUGAAGAUAGCGACAAGCCGCAACCGAUUCCACGUGACCGCAUCACGUCGAAGUGCACAACGUUGCACUCACGAGGAAUUUCUGCCAUCGACUGGCUGCCAAGUGGGUUCGGUUCGGAGACCACAAGUCAUCUUUUGGUCACAACUGGCAACUCGGAUCAUGCUGUUGUGCUGUGGGAAGAGCACGAAGUCGGACAGCAAGAUGGCUUGGACUUUAAGUUUAAUGUCUUGCAUCGGGAUCAUCGCAGUGAGGUGAAGUCGCUCUGUGUUCACUCGAAGCGUGAGUGUUUGUUUACCGGCGGUCUUGACGGUUUACUUAUCCGAUAUGACCUGAACAAGGGGAGCAGUAGCAUUGUGAUGGAACGUCGAAAGCCAAAUAUUUCUAAAAUAAAUUCGAUACUGGAACAUCCACACAAUCCAAACAUGCUUUUGGUCAGCUCGGUGGAACAGAGUAGACACGAUCUGUUGCUUUAUGACCUGCGCCAGCGUUAUGACCAUACGACUAUGUCACUAACAUGGGAGGGCACCUCGAUGAGUCAGUACGUCGUGCCAAGGUGGUCGCCUGCCGGUUAUCAUGUUUCUUGUGGCAGCAAAACAGGGGUUGUGAACAUUUGGGAUGUACGCAUGCGCGGUGAAAAUUACCCUAGAGUGCGCCCGCAUCAAUCCCUUCGCGUGCAUCAUAAAACCGUGCUCCACGCUACAUGGCAUCCGCGCUAUGACGCAAUGUUUAGUGUUUCUCAUGAUCGGACACUCGGACUGCUUACUUUUCGAUAA